GUCACUACGCGUGCGCAGCGGUUCACCUUCCGCCAUCUUGGAUUCGGAGCCAGGCGCAAGAUGCAGUCUUGGUGUCGUCUGUCGUCUCAAGCAGCCAGAGUGCUGAGAGUGUCCGGUGUCUCCCAGCGGGGACCGUCCAUUACUGUAGCAGGAUGCAGGCACUACUCAGAUGCAGCAGAGGCAGACCUGGUGGUUAUAGGCUCAGGACCAGGUGGUUAUGUGGCAGCCAUUAAAGCUGCUCAGCUCGGCAUGAAGACUGUCUGUGUAGAAAAGAAUCCUACUCUAGGUGGAACCUGUCUCAACGUAGGCUGUAUACCAUCCAAGGCCUUGUUGAACAACUCCCACCUGUAUCACAUGGCUCAUGGCAAGGACUUUGCCAACAGGGGCAUCGAAUUUGACGGCAUCAGGUUGAACCUGGAACAGAUGAUGUCCCAGAAGUCCACAGCUGUGAAGGCUCUGACUGGAGGCAUCGCACAUCUCUUCAAACAGAACAAGGUCACACACCUGGCCGGUCACGGGAAGAUCACAGGUCAGAAUGAGGUCACCGUCCUGAAGGACGACGGGGGUCAGGACGUGGUCAAGACCAAGAACAUCAUGAUCGCCACGGGGUCAGAGGUCACGCCCUUCCCGGGGAUUGAGAUUGAUGAAGAGUCUAUCGUAUCGUCCACCGGAGCCCUGAGCCUGAAGUCUGUCCCAGAAAGAAUGAUCCAGAUUGGGGCUGGGGUCAUCGGGGUGGAACUGGGUUCAGUGUGGGGUCGGUUAGGGUCAAAGGUGACAGCUGUGGAGUUCCUGGGUCAUGUUGGAGGGAUGGGCAUCGACAUGGAGAUCUCGAAGGGUUUCCAGAGAAUCCUGAAGAAGCAGGGGAUGGACUUCAAGCUCAACACCAAGGUCACCAGCGCUUCCAAGAGAGAUGACGGCGUCGUGGAAGUCAAGGUUCAGUCUGUGAAGGGAGACAAGGAAGAAACACUUGAGUGUGACGUACUGUUGGUGUGUAUAGGAAGGAGACCCUACACAAACAACCUGGGACUGGAGGACCUUGGUAUCCAGUUGGAUGAGAGAGGCAGAGUUCCUGUCAACUCCAGAUUCCAGACUUCUGUGCCCAGUGUAUUUGCCAUUGGAGACUGUAUUGCUGGACCUAUGCUGGCCCACAAGGCAGAGGAUGAAGGUAUCAUCUGUGUAGAAGGCAUAGCAGGUGGAGCUGUCCAUAUCGACUACAACUGUGUUCCUUCUGUCAUCUACACACAUCCGGAGGUCGCCUGGGUCGGCAAGAGUGAGGAGAUGCUCAAGGAAGAGGGAGUCCCGUACAAGGUUGGGAAGUUCCCGUUUGCAGCCAACAGCAGGGCAAAGUGUAACGCCGACACGGACGGUUUGGUGAAGAUCCUGUCCCAUCAGGAGACAGACAGGAUGCUGGGAGCUCACAUCAUGGGCCCGGGCGCCGGGGAGAUGAUCAACGAAGCCGCCCUGGCGAUGGAGUACGGAGCAUCGUGCGAGGACGUCGCUAGGGUCUGCCACGCACAUCCGACGUGCUCGGAAGCCUUCAGAGAAGCCAACAUGGCCGCCUACGCCGGGAAGCCCAUCAACUUUUAAAUGUAAUCCUGUCCACACUGAAACAAAUAUGGGAAUAUUGUAAAUUACUCCGUGUGUUACAGACAAUUUAUUUACGUGGUAUUCUUUAGGUGCAUGUACAUGAAUUUAG
Messenger RNA from Branchiostoma belcheri (Belcher's lancelet), 1696 nucleotides. RefSeq names its product dihydrolipoyl dehydrogenase, mitochondrial-like. Gene Ontology annotation, cellular component: mitochondrion; oxoglutarate dehydrogenase complex. Bases 61 to 1587 code for a protein of 508 amino acids. The record is from RefSeq and is a predicted model, not a curated record. Lineage: Eukaryota; Metazoa; Chordata; Leptocardii; Amphioxiformes; Branchiostomatidae. Gene Ontology annotation, molecular function: dihydrolipoyl dehydrogenase (NADH) activity; flavin adenine dinucleotide binding. The transcript is spliced from 18 exons.